Somion occarium is the source of this 2363-nucleotide messenger RNA. Lineage: Eukaryota; Fungi; Basidiomycota; Agaricomycetes; Polyporales; Cerrenaceae. The record is from the annotation of a GenBank genome assembly.
AUUCGCCAUCACAGUCUAAUGAGUCUUUAACUCCGCCGCCUUCAUAUCAAGGGGGUGCUGCCUCCUCGACUGAUACCCCGGCACCCACACCGCUCAGGAACCUACCAGACCCCUUUACUGAGCUGUCUACUACUCCAACCGAAGGCAUCCCAUACAGAGUCUCCACAUCAUCUCAUCUCCUGUCAACUACUUCAUCCGUCGCGGGUGGGCGAGCAAACUUCGUAAACACGGAACACCGUCGUAGCGGAAGCUCCUCCAUCACUAGCACCACCGUGGCGACGACUGCUAUGUACCGCCUCAAAGAUCCUCCACCCAAAUUCGAGCCUUUGGUAAAGGUCAUGGAGAAAUUGCGGUUGCAAGGUACCACGCGGAUCACAUCAUCCCAGUUGGGCGAGGACUUCAAACCUUCGGCGUAUGCAUCCGGUGAAAUCACGACGUUAAAGAAGUAUACGGACGCGGCUGAGAGUGCCGGGGUUGUUAUCAUUGGAGAAGGACAGCAUGGGAAUCGCUGGAUCGCGUUGCACCCUUCAUACCACGGGAAGAGUCGGAAGUCGUCUGGUUCGUAGGUGCUCACGGGUAUGGAUUGACAGGUUCUGGAACUAUUUCUUUUUCCUGGAGGUCUCAUUUUUCUAGUCAAGCGCGUUGUAAUGAAGAGAGAUAUGAGAGGAAUCACAAGCUCAUCGACCUCUUCGCAGGUUUACCGCAUACGACGAAACCGAAUAGCUCAGGAAGGGUGGAGUUUGCAUCUCUUGAUCCAUAACGUACAACAGAUGCUCACGGGCUCAGUGAGCGUUUACAAGAAAGUUCUUACCCCACAACAUGUUAGCAAUGAGGCAGUGAGGCAGUUGAUGCUAACAAUCUGUCCCUAUAUGCUACUGCACCGUCUGUGCAGGGCGAGACGCUUUGAGACUCGUCUUGUCUUGUUAAUACCAAUGAUGAGUCCUCAAAGGAACGUCGGAAUAUUCUGGGAUUAUGAGAACUGUGAAGUUCCAUUCACGUCGGAUGGGUAUGCGGUCGCCGCCGGCAUCCGCGGUCUCGCGGAACGAUAUGGGCCCAUCAGAGCGUUCAAGGCGUAUCUUGAGGCCUCGACACAGAGCACUCUAUCGCCUCGCUUAGAACUCAUCUCUUCGGGUGUGGACAUCGUUGACUGUCCUCACAAUGGAAAGAAGGAUGUGGUGGACAAGACACUCAUGGUUGAUAUGCUAACCUUUGCGUUGGACAACCCCCCUCCCAAUGCGACCAUCAUCCUUAUUUCCGGAGACGGUGACUUCAUGCGGGCUGUGGCGUCGCUUCGACUUCGACAGUAUCGCAUGGUAGUCAUCGCACCCCGAGGUGGGACCCAUUCGGGACUCAAGUACCAAUCGUCUGAGAUGUACGAUUGGUAUAAUGAUGUUGUGGCACCGCAGCUACGACAGCCUGCGACUCCGCUGCGCCCUGCUCUGGCCAGUGCCGCAGCCUACCGCAUAGAUCAGUCAGCAGUACAUGCUCCUACGCCAUCCGUCGUACUUCCUGCUGAAGACCUUUCCCCUGUGGUAGAUCAUAAAUCCAGGUUAAACACCCACCAUGGUAUUGAGUUGAAACGUAGUGACAAUGAUGGGCAAAACAACUUGAACGAAGCAGAUAUCCAGCCAGGCAACGACGUGGACUGGUCGCCAGACAUACCAGUACCUCCUAUGGCCGGCACGGGCAGUCGAGAAGGCAACCCUGCACAUUCGAAUAGCUCCACUGCGAAUGCUCCAGCGACUGUCAGCGCUUUGUCAAGGUGGACCCUGUCCACGCAAGAGAGUGAUGGCAAAACAUUGCAGUCUGCCUCGCUUGAAAACCUUGUCCCUCACACGGAUACAUGGUCGGGGGGACAUGAUGCCGCUUCCAUCGCAAAUCACCUCUCAGGGCCUCAACGUCUCUAUAGUGAGGUUGCUUCGAUUGCACAACAAGUGGAGGCGACAACAACAUUGGAGACACAAGUCUCACUCGCUGCUGGCAUCACACUUCCUUCUGUGGUCAUGUAUCACAACAAGAAGCCGCCUAGAGCUUAUAAGGCUCUGGUCAAGGUUUUAGAAGCCCAGCGGUUACAAGGCAAUACCAGGGUGGUCUCAUCGGUGCUGGGGACUUUGGUCACACAAGAAGAGGCAAAUGCGUAUGCACGCGCGGGGACUACGAAGUUGAAGGACUAUACUGCUCAGGCGGAGAAGGAGGGUGUCGUUAUUCUGGGAAAGGAAGAUUGGGAACAUGGUAACCGUUGGAUCGCGUUGCACCCUGAUUAUCAUGGUUUCGGUCACAAGCCCGCAGUAUAGUCCCAUUUGUAACGCAUUCUUGUGGUGUCUGCUUGUCGUACCCUUGCUCCACACGGAGGAAUCAUGGUU